This is a messenger RNA of Colletotrichum aenigma, 813 nucleotides long. RefSeq names its product putative endo-beta-1,4-glucanase D (gene eglD-3). Gene Ontology annotation, cellular component: extracellular region. NCBI's taxonomy places the organism in Eukaryota, Fungi, Ascomycota, Sordariomycetes, Glomerellales, Glomerellaceae. Bases 1 to 813 code for a protein of 270 amino acids. The transcript is spliced from 4 exons. Gene Ontology annotation, molecular function: cellulose binding. Gene Ontology annotation, biological process: carbohydrate metabolic process. The record is from RefSeq and is a predicted model, not a curated record.
AUGCGCCAGAGUGUCAGUGCCAAAUGCCCCGUCAAAGCCGGUGGCACAGUCACCAUUGAGAUGCACGCGCAACCCGGCGACCGAAACUGCAAGAACGAAGCGAUCGGCGGCUCCCACUACGGCCCCGUAAUCGUCUACCUCAGCAAAGUCGACAACGCCGCCUCAGCCGACGGGUCCUCGGCCUGGUUCAAGAUCUUCGAGAACGGCUGGUCUGCCAAGUCCGGCGCGGGCUCCGGCGACGAUGACAACUGGGGCGUCAAGGAUCUCAACGCCUGCUGCGGCAAGAUGGACGUGCCAAUCAGCAAGGAUCUCGCUGACGGCGACUAUCUCCUACGAGCCGAGGUUAUCGCGUUGCAUACUGCUGGGUCUUCUGGUGGGGCGCAAUUCUACAUGACAUGCUAUCAGAUCUCGAUCUCUGGAGGUACUGGCACGGCCAAACCUUCGACCGUCAGCUUUCCUGGAGCGUACAAGGCGAGUGAUCCCGGUAUUCUGGUGAAUAUUCACAGCAAGCUGUCUGGGUAUGUCGUGCCUGGAGGUGCUGUGGCUUCGAUCGGGACGACGAAGACGGCGGGCUCCGGGUGCGGUAGUGGAUGUGCCUCGACUUGCGAUGCUAGCAAGGGCCCAGUUGGGACGGCGAUUCCGAUCACUGGCGGGGGUAGCGGUGGCACUUCUCCUGGUACUGGGAGUCCGCCGUCGUGUACGGUUGCCAAGUACGCGCAAUGCGGUGGGCAAGGAUGGACAGGAUGUACUACUUGUGCGUCUGGGUCAACCUGUCAGGGAGUGUCGACGCCUUACUACUACCAAUGCGCCUGA